AUGUCGAAGGAACCGGCACCCGCCCACAGUUACAACCACGACCAUACCACCGCCCGCCAAUUUCAACAAUGGACUGGCUCUUCAUAUCCACUUCCGGCAGACGCAAAAGAAAAAGAACGUCUGCAGCUUCAACACGACGCGAUCAAGAAGCUAUACGAGGAUCGUAUCUUGCUUGCCCCCGUCGAUCUUGACAAGAAAGCAAGCGUUUUAGAGACCGGCACCGGGUCGGGCAUCUGGGUCGUCGAUCUGGCUGGGAGGAAAUCGAACAUCGACAUCGUCGCCGUUGAUAUUGAGUCCCGCAAUUGGCCGACCUCGCCGCCCAAGAAUAUUGAGUUCAUACUCGGUACUGUUUUGGAACUUCCGAAGGAAUGGGACAACAAGUUCGCUUUGGUGCAUCAACGAUUGUUGUUACUCGCACUCGCGCGCGAGCAAUGGCCAGUUGCGCUCAAGGAAAUGUAUCGUGUCCUCAAGCCAGGGGGGUGGGUCCAGCUGGGUGAAACGAAAAUAUGGCCCAAUGACUUUAAAGAUCCAGCGCGUCCUUGCACCGAGAAAUUGGCCACUCUUUAUCGUGCGCUCGCUGAUUCUAAGGAGCUGUACAUCGAUUGCGCAGAAAGCCUAGGCAAAAUGCUCGCAGCAGCCGGUUUCACAAAUAUAAAGGGUGAAAUUCGGAUGCAAGAGAUGGGGGUUUGGGCUGGAGAGAGAGGCGAGGCCUGGCGAAAAGAUUGGGUUGGAGUCUUCAAUGGGAUUGAGACAUCGGUCAUGGACAACAACGGGUUUGACGUGGUUAAAUCGAUGGAGGAGUAUGAUUUGCUUUUGGAUGGAUUUGAGGAGGAAUGCGACACAGUCAAAGGCGGUGCGCUGGAAUUCAUCAUCUUUUACGCGCAGAAGCCGCUGUAG
This is a messenger RNA of Mycena indigotica, 897 nucleotides long. Its product is annotated as S-adenosyl-L-methionine-dependent methyltransferase. The transcript has 3 exons. Lineage: Eukaryota; Fungi; Basidiomycota; Agaricomycetes; Agaricales; Mycenaceae. Bases 1 to 897 code for a protein of 298 amino acids. The record is from RefSeq and is a predicted model, not a curated record.